GCUCUCUAUGGUGCAGCCGGGUCGGUGGCGGUAAGAAGAAAAAGGGGGACCGCACUGCGCAGGCGCCCUCGGCGUCUCUCUCGCUCUCUCGGUCUUUUUUUUUUUUUUUCCUUUUUUUUUUUUUUUAAUCCCCGCACCAAGCGCUUAACCUCAUUGGGGUGGAGGAGAAGGCGGCGGCUCUCUGGUCCGCAGCGGCAACAGUAACGAAAAACAGGGCUAAUGGACUGCUGAAUUAUGAAGUAUUUCAGACCCAAUAGUAGAACAUCACUCUGCCACUCACUCCUUUAUCUCCUACUAGUUAUUUAAAUUGGACUUUUAAUAUCCUACCAGCUGCUCUUCAGACACACAUGGUGCAUUGUUGCCAUUCCCCAGAUUGCAUCUUUGAAACACAGGCUCUUAGUAACCUUCAGCGAACAAAGAGGCAACCUCCCAGAUACGUCUGCUGGGAGGGAGUCAUCCUGACUGCCCUCUAGCUUUUGCUGGAUCUGGAUUUGAAUUCCACUAUGGAGCCUCGCAUGGAGUCCUGCCUGGCGCAGGUGUUGCAGAAGGAUGUGGGGAAACGAUUGCAGGUUGGCCAAGAACUGAUAGACUAUUUCUCAGACAAACAGAAGUCUGCUGACCUUGAGCAUGACCAGACCAUGUUAGAUAAACUUGUGGAUGGACUUGCUACCUCUUGGGUGAACUCUAGCAAUUACAAGGUGGUUCUGCUGGGCAUGGACAUCCUGUCCGCCCUGGUGACCCGGCUGCAGGAUCGGUUCAAGGCGCAGAUCGGCACAGUGCUGCCAAGUCUAAUAGACAGACUAGGAGAUGCUAAAGACUCUGUGAGGGAGCAGGACCAAACUCUGCUGCUAAAGAUCAUGGAUCAAGCUGCUAAUCCCCAGUACGUAUGGGACAGAAUGCUCGGAGGCUUCAAACACAAGAAUUUCCGUACUCGAGAAGGCAUCUGUCUCUGCCUUAUAGCAACACUCAAUGCCUCUGGAGCGCAGACUUUAACACUAAGCAAGAUUGUGCCACAUAUAUGCAACUUACUUGGAGAUCCAAACAGCCAGGUUCGAGAUGCAGCAAUAAACAGCUUAGUGGAAAUUUACAGACAUGUAGGAGAACGUGUGAGGGCAGAUCUCAGUAAAAAAGGAUUGCCACAGUCCCGAUUGAAUGUAAUUUUUACAAAAUUUGAUGAAGUCCAGAAAUCUGGAAACAUGAUACAAUCUGCAAAUGAUAAAAAUUUCGAUGAUGAAGAUUCUGUGGAUGGUAACAGACCUUCCUCUGCUAGUUCUACGUCAUCCAAGGCUCCACCAAGUUCUCGGAGAAACGUUGGAAUGGGAACCACCCGCCGGCUUGGUUCAUCCACCCUGGGAUCCAAGUCUUCAGCUGCAAAAGAAGGAGCUGGUGCUGUGGAUGAAGAGGAUUUUAUUAAAGCAUUUGAUGAUGUACCUGUAGUACAGAUUUAUUCCAGCCGAGACCUUGAGGAAUCCAUAAACAAAAUUAGGGAAAUACUAUCUGAUGACAAGCAUGAUUGGGAACAGAGAGUAAAUGCUCUAAAAAAGAUUAGAUCUUUACUUUUGGCUGGUGCCGCUGAGUAUGAUAACUUCUUUCAACAUUUGCGUCUUUUGGAUGGAGCCUUUAAACUCUCUGCUAAGGAUCUGCGGUCUCAGGUAGUGCGGGAGGCUUGUAUCACGUUGGGGCAUCUGUCAUCAGUUCUGGGGAAUAAGUUUGACCAUGGAGCCGAAGCCAUUAUGCCAACUAUCUUUAAUUUAAUUCCAAACAGUGCCAAAAUUAUGGCCACGUCUGGUGUUGUAGCUGUUAGGUUAAUUAUUCGGCACACACACAUCCCUAGGUUAAUACCUGUCAUAACAAGCAACUGUACCUCUAAGUCUGUCGCUGUUAGAAGGCGCUGUUUUGAAUUUUUAGAUUUGCUUUUACAAGAAUGGCAGACACAUUCACUAGAACGACACAUAUCAGUAUUAGCUGAAACAAUAAAGAAGGGAAUACAUGAUGCUGAUUCCGAAGCAAGAAUAGAAGCCAGAAAAUGUUACUGGGGUUUCCACAGUCACUUCAGCAGAGAAGCAGAGCACUUAUACCACACCUUGGAGUCCUCCUACCAGAAAGCCCUGCAGUCCCACCUGAAGAACUCAGACAGCAUAGUGUCUCUGCCUCAGUCAGACCGCUCGUCUUCCAGCUCUCAAGAGAGUCUAAAUCGUCCGCUGUCUGCCAAAAGAAGUCCCACUGGAAGUACCACAUCUAGAGCUUCUACAGUUAGUACCAAAUCUGUGUCAACGACUGGGUCCCUCCAGCGAUCUCGAAGUGAUAUUGAUGUGAAUGCAGCAGCCAGUGCCAAAUCCAAAGUCUCCUCAUCUGCGGGCACGACGCCUUUCAGCUCUGCAGCGGCUUUGCCUCCAGGGUCAUACGCAUCCUUAGGUCGGAUCCGCACAAGACGGCAAAGCUCUGGGAGUGCCACCAACGUCGCCUCUACACCUGAUAACCGGGGCCGCAGUCGCGCUAAAGUGGUUUCACAGUCCCAGCGAUCCAGAUCUGCUAAUCCUGCUGGUGCUGGCAGCCGGUCAAGUUCCCCAGGAAAAUUGUUGGGAAGUGGUUAUGGUGGACUUGCUGGGGGCUCCUCACGAGGCCCACCUGUGACACCGUCCUCAGAAAAGCGAAGCAAGAUUCCCAGGAGCCAGGGAUGUAGCCGGGAAACAAGUCCAAACCGAAUAGGAUUAGAUCGAUUUGGGCUUGGCCAGCCAGGAAGAAUACCUGGUUCUGUGAAUGCCAUGAGAGUUCUGAGCACAAGUACAGAUCUUGAAGCUGCUGUUGCUGAUGCUUUGCUGUUAGGAGACUCCAGGAGCAAGAAGAAGCCUGUGAGGAGGAGAUAUGAGCCGUAUGGAAUGUAUUCUGACGAUGAUGCCAACAGUGAUGCCUCAAGUGUUUGCUCUGAGCGCUCAUAUGGCUCCAGGAAUGGUGGCAUUCCCCAUUACCUGCGGCAGACUGAAGAUGUAGCAGAAGUUCUCAACCACUGUGCUAGUUCAAACUGGUCAGAAAGGAAAGAAGGGCUUCUGGGCCUGCAGAACUUACUGAAGAGCCAAAGAACACUGAGUCGAGUUGAACUGAAAAGGUUGUGUGAGAUCUUCACCCGAAUGUUUGCUGACCCUCAUAGCAAGAUUGCUGAUUCAGAAGCAGAAUGUGAGGAUAAAGAAGGAAAUUUGUUUCCAUCAGAAGUCUCUUGUACAAGAGUUUUCAGUAUGUUUUUGGAGACUCUUGUGGAUUUUAUAAUAAUUCAUAAGGAUGAUUUACAAGACUGGCUUUUUGUUCUUCUCACACAAUUACUUAAGAAAAUGGGAGCAGAUUUACUUGGAUCUGUGCAAGCAAAAGUUCAAAAGGCUCUAGAUGUCACAAGGGACUCCUUUCCAUUUGAUCAACAAUUUAACAUUUUGAUGAGAUUUAUUGUGGAUCAAACUCAAACUCCAAACCUCAAGGUCAAAGUUGCAAUCCUGAAAUACAUUGAGUCUCUGGCCAGACAGAUGGAUCCAACAGAUUUUGUAAACUCUAGUGAGACAAGGCUUGCUGUUUCUAGAAUCAUAACCUGGACAACAGAACCAAAGAGUUCAGACGUGAGAAAGGCAGCACAAAUUGUGCUAAUCUCUCUGUUUGAAUUGAAUACUCCUGAAUUUACCAUGUUACUUGGUGCCUUGCCAAAAACAUUCCAGGAUGGUGCCACCAAACUCCUGCACAACCACCUCAAGAAUUCCAGUAACACCAGUGUGGGCUCUCCAAGCAAUACGAUUGGCCGAACGCCCUCCCGACACACCAGCAGCAGGACCAGCCCCCUAACCUCACCCACCAACUGUUCCCAUGGGGGUCUGUCUCCAAGCAUGCUGGACUAUGAUACAGAGAACCUGAACUCUGAAGAAAUCUAUAGUUCUCUACGUGGAGUUACAGAAGCCAUUGAAAAGUUUAGUUUUCGAAGCCAAGAAGAUCUGAAUGAGCCCAUUAAACGAGAUGGCAAAAAGGAAUGUGAUAUUGUGUCCCGCGAUGGGGGUGCUGCCUCCCCUGCCACCAGCGAGGUAGAAGGAGGCCGGACAGCUCUGGAUAACAAGACCUCGCUACUCAACACCCAGCCUCCACGCGCCUUCCCAGGACCGCGGGCACGAGACUACAACCCGUACCCCUACUCAGAUGCCAUCAACACCUAUGACAAGACUGCCCUGAAAGAGGCUGUGUUUGAUGACGACAUGGAGCAGCUUCGAGAUGUGCCCAUCGACCAUUCUGACCUGGUGGCUGACCUUCUGAAAGAGCUGUCCAACCAUAACGAGCGAGUGGAGGAACGGAAGGGAGCCCUGCUGGAGCUGCUCAAGAUCACGCGGGAAGACAGCCUGGGUGUCUGGGAGGAGCACUUCAAGACCAUCCUGCUCCUGCUGCUGGAGACCCUCGGAGACAAAGACCAUUCAAUUCGAGCACUGGCAUUGAGAGUUUUGAGGGAAAUUCUGAGAAAUCAACCAGCAAGAUUUAAAAACUACGCCGAGCUGACAAUUAUGAAGACUCUGGAAGCCCACAAAGAUUCCCAUAAGGAGGUGGUGAGAGCGGCUGAGGAGGCUGCGUCCACACUGGCCAGUUCCAUCCACCCGGAGCAGUGCAUCAAGGUGCUCUGCCCCAUCAUCCAGACGGCCGACUACCCCAUCAACCUUGCUGCCAUCAAGAUGCAGACCAAAGUCGUCGAGAGGAUCGCCAAGGAGUCGCUGCUGCAGCUCCUCGCCGACAUCAUCCCAGGCUUGCUGCAGGGUUACGACAACACCGAAAGUAGUGUGCGCAAGGCCAGCGUGUUUUGCUUGGUGGCAAUUUAUUCCGUAAUCGGAGAAGACCUGAAACCUCACCUUGCACAGCUCACAGGGAGCAAGAUGAAGCUACUAAACUUAUAUAUCAAGAGGGCCCAGACCACCAACAGCAACAGCAGCUCCUCCUCCGACGUCUCCACGCACAGCUAAUGGCAGCACCUGUCUCUUGUGUAGACCUAGAAGCAAUCGGUGGUGCCUCUCAGAGACCUCUCCCCACCCCCUUCAUCGGCUGCCCUGUCAGUACAAGGAGGCCCACAAAUAUUUAUUACAAUCAGUAUUUUGGUCCCUUCCAGCUUUUCUGUAGAAUCUUACUGGUAUUGAAUGUAAAGGAAGCAAGGCCUGUAUUGCAGUCUUCAUACAAAAUGAAAGGAGUAAGAACAGAAAAGAGCCAUGCUGAAACAUGUCUUGUACAGCCUGCUGCGAUGGCGAAACCAUGUGUGUGGGGUGCAGUUUUUAAAAAUCAGAGCGCUGUAGCCACUACUUGGUAGAAAGUAGCAUUUUUUUUUUUUUUCAGUUAAUAACGGAUUUGGGGGUGGGGUGGGGUGUUACUUUGUGUUCCUCCUCCUUAGCCUAUUUUCUUGUGAGUAUGGUCUGUGUGGGGCCCCUUUCACAGCUGACACCAUGAAAGGUGACACAUCUUUAAGUUGUGUUCUGAGACCUACUAAAAAUGGGAAUCAAGUCUUGGCAAGAACGGUCUGAAGAUGGCCUUUUAACAAACGCUAGGAAUUUUUCUUGUCAUAUCCGGACUGGAGGCCGACUGCCCUGGCUUUCAGCAUAGAAUUGGGAGUGUACCCCAGCAGUCUCCUUCCAGCCCUCCCUAAUCAACUCCACAGACAAGGUCCUCACCCCAGAGCUUCCAUGCAAAGGAAUUCUUCAAAUUUAAAUCUGGACACAAAAAUAAGAUAAAUGUAUGGCAUCAUGUAGGGAUGCCUGAGAUGGCAGUUCGUGAAGCACAGAAGAUAAAAGAGAAGUCUUUCAUCUUUACUGCUGAGAUCCUUGGGAACACUGUUGUCAUGGGGGUUCUGCCAAGAUCCACAUCCCUGGGCUACUUGGUGAUUCAGAUUUAGCAGCAACCUCUUUCCUCUCCCCGAAGUUCUGCUGAAGCUGUUCAGUUCUAACAUGGUCUCAGUUAAUCUGGUAAAUGCCAUCUUUACCAUCUUAGUUCUGACUUCUCCAUUUAAUGUGGGAUUAAGAGCAAAGAAAAGCCUAGAGAGACUGGAUAUCACAGUUUUCUUAAUGUUGUAAACCGAAGUCGUUCCUUGAAUGUCUGUUGAUGAAGUAGUCACUGUUUAAGGAAAAUAAUUAUGAGGUGUAGCAGAUUGCAGAAAACAGGAUUAGAAACACACUGAAAUAGAACACACGGUUAGAGUCUGCCUCCUCCUCAAGGAACCGCUACCCCCUCUACACACACCCUUAGAGCCUGAUUACUCCAAUAAAAGCAACUAGAGGUUUGCAGUCGGUUUAAAUAAAUUUUGACUAAAAUUCUUAAGCCAAA
Mandrillus leucophaeus (drill) is the source of this 6318-nucleotide messenger RNA. It is a transcript of the gene CLASP1, whose product is annotated as cytoplasmic linker associated protein 1. Lineage: Eukaryota; Metazoa; Chordata; Mammalia; Primates; Cercopithecidae. Gene Ontology annotation, molecular function: microtubule binding; kinetochore binding. Gene Ontology annotation, biological process: mitotic spindle assembly. The transcript has 40 exons. Gene Ontology annotation, cellular component: cytoplasmic microtubule; microtubule organizing center; mitotic spindle. The coding region runs from base 504 to 4973 and encodes 1489 amino acids. The record is from RefSeq and is a predicted model, not a curated record.